AUGUUUGAUUAUCUUAUGAGAUUAUUAGAUUCAAGAGCUUCAAGAAUGGGAUCUUAUCAUGCAUUAAAAUCUUUACAUGCUGAUUAUAUUGGAGGAGUUAAUUCUAAUUUUAAGAAAUGGUAUUUUGCAGCUCAAUUAGAUAUUGAUGAUGCUAAAGAUGAUAAUAAUAAUAAUAAUAAUAAAUCAAAUACAAAUCUUCAACAAGCAGAAACUCAAUGGUGUAUUAAUAUGAAUUCUUUAUCACCAGCAGAUUGUAUUAUACAAAUUGGAUUAUAUUUAUUAUGUUGGGGUGAAUCAAAUAAUAUUCGAUUUAUGCCUGAAUGUAUUUGUUUUAUAUUUAAAUGUUGUAAUGAUUAUUAUUAUUCAUUAAAUACUGAUGUACCAGUUGAAAAUAUAACUCCUAGCUUUUUAAAUCAUGUAAUUAAUCCAUUAUAUAAUUAUUAUCGUGAUCAAUGUUAUCAAAAGAUUGAUGAUAAAUAUUAUCAUAAAGAUAAAGAUCAUCAAUCAAUUAUUGGUUAUGAUGAUAUGAAUCAAUUAUUUUGGUAUAAACAAGGUCUUGAUAAAAUUAUUUUAAAUGAUGGUAAAACUAAAAUUAUGAAUAUAAUUCCCAGUGAAAGAUAUUUAAAUCUUAAUAAAAUUAAUUGGAAUAAAGUAUUUUAUAAAACUUAUAUUGAAACAAGAAGUUGGUCUCAUGUAUUUACAAAUUUUAAUAGAAUUUGGAUUAUUCAUAUUUCAAUGUUUUGGUAUUAUACUUCAUAUAAUUCUCCUACUUUAUAUACCAAGAAUUAUCAACAACAUUUAGAUAAUCAUCCAACAGUUCAAAUAACUUUAUCAAUAAUGUCAUUAGCAGGAGUUAUUGCUUUACUGAUUUGUAUUAUAAGUACAAUUAUUGAAUUUAUGAUUGUUCCCAGAAAAUGGUCAGGAGCUCAACAUUUAUUUAAAAGGUUAUUAUUAUUAUUAAUUGGUUGGAGUAUAAGUUUAUUACCUACAAUUUAUUUAUUUAUAACUUAUCCAUUAAAUGUUCAAACAAAAUUAGGUUUAACUAUUUCAAUAAUUCAAUUUAUUUUAUCAAUUAUUAUAGUAAUUUAUUGUUCAUUUAUACCAUUAGGAAAAUUAUUUGAUAAUUAUCCAAAUAAUAAGGGAAGAAGAUAUUUACCAACUAAAUUAUUUACUCGAUCAUUUUAUUCAUUAAAAGGUUCUGAUAAAGUUGCAUCUUAUGGAUUAUGGUUUUCAAUAUUUAUAUCUAAAUUUAUUGAAUCUUAUUUCUUUUUAACUCUUUCAUUAAGAGAUCCAGUAAGAGAAUUAAGUGCUAUGAAAAUGACUAGAUGUGCUGGAGAAAUUUGGAUUGGAAAUUGGUUAUGUUCUCAUCAAACAAUCAUUGUAUUAGGAUUAAUUUAUUUAACUGAUAUUGUAUUAUUCUUUCUUGAUACUUAUCUUUGGUAUAUUGUUUGGAAUACAAUCUUUUCUGUAUGUCGAUCAUUUUAUAUUGGAACAUCAAUUUGGACUCCCUGGAGAAAUAUCUUUUCAAGAUUACCAAAAAGAAUCUUUUCAAAAAUAAUUGCUCCACCAAAUGAUAAAAGUAUUAAAGGUAAAAAAUUAGUUAGUCAAGUUUGGAAUGCUAUAAUAAUUUCAAUGUAUCGUGAACAUUUAUUAUCAUUAGAACAUGUUCAAAGAUUAAUUUAUAAACAAGUUGCAAAUCCAAAUAUUGAAGGAGGUACAAUACUUAAAGAACCAACAUUUUUUGUAUCUCAAGAAGAUCAAACUAUGAAAUCAGCAUUAUUUUAUGAUCAAUCUGAAGCUCAAAGAAGAAUUACAUUUUUUGCUCAAUCAUUAUCAACUCCAAUGCCUGAAGUUAAUUCAAUAGAUUCUAUGCCAUCAUUUUCUGUAUUAAUUCCUCAUUAUAGUGAAAAGAUUACUUUAUCAUUACGAGAAAUUAUUAAAGAAGAAGAACAAUAUUCUCAUGUUACAAUGUUAGAAUAUUUAAAACUGUUACAUCCAUUAGAAUGGUCAUGUUUUGUAACAGAUACAAAAAUGUUAGCAGAAGAAUUUGAUUCAGAAUCUUCAAGUCCUCCACUUCAUAAAGAUAUAUCUGAUGAUUUAACUUAUUAUUCAGUUGGAUAUAAAAUUGCCACUCCAGAAUAUAUUUUAAGAACUAGAAUUUGGGCUUCAUUAAGAUCUCAAACUCUUUAUAGAACUAUUUCUGGAUUUAUGAAUUAUUCUCGAGCAAUAAAAUUAAUGUUUGAUAUUGAAACUCCUGAUUUUACCUUUAAUGAUGAAACAAAUAAAUUAGAAGCUGCUGCUAUUAUGGCAUUAAGAAAAUUUAGAAUUGUUGUAUCAAUGCAAAGACUUAAAUAUUUUUCUCUGGAAGAAAAGGAAAAUGUUGAAUUAUUACUUCGAGCAUAUCCUGAAUUACAAAUUUGUUAUUUAGAUGAAGAAAUUAAUGAAAAUUCAGAUAAAAAAAUUUAUUAUUCAGUAUUAAUUGAUGGAACUUGUGCUAUUUUAGAAGAUGGAUCAAGAAAACCAAAAUAUAAAAUUGAAUUAUCUGGUAAUCCAAUUUUAGGAGAUGGGAAAUCAGAUAAUCAAAAUCAUGCUGUAAUUUUUACAAGAGGUGAAUAUAUUCAAUUAGUUGAUGCAAAUCAAGAUAAUUAUUUAGAAGAAUGUUUAAAAAUUCGAAGUGUACUUGCAGAAUUUGAAGAAAUGCAUAUUUCUUCUGAUCCAUAUUCAAUUGAUUUAAAAUCAACUGAACAAGCUCAUCCAGUAGCAAUUAUUGGAACUCGAGAAUAUAUAUUUUCAGAAAAUAUUGGAAUUCUUGGAGAUGUAGCAGCUGGUAAAGAGCAAACUUUUGGUACAUUAUUUGCUCGAACUUUAGCUCAUAUUGGAGGGAAAUUACAUUAUGGUCAUCCUGAUUUUUUAAAUGCUAUAUUUAUGUUAACAAGAGGUGGAGUUUCUAAAGCUCAAAAGGGAUUACAUUUAAAUGAAGAUAUUUAUGCUGGAAUGAAUGCUGUAUUAAGAGGUGGAAGAAUUAAACAUUGUGAAUAUGUUCAAUGUGGUAAAGGACGAGAUUUAGGAUUUGGAUCAAUAUUAAAUUUCACCACUAAAAUUGGAGCAGGAAUGGGUGAACAAAUGUUAUCUCGAGAAUAUUUUUAUUUAGGUACUCAAUUACCAUUAGAUCGAUUUUUAUCAUUUUAUUAUGCUCAUCCAGGAUUUCAUUUAAAUAAUGUAUUUAUUAUAUUAUCAAUUCAAUUAUUUUUAUUUGUGGGAAUUAAUUUAGCUGCAUUAACUAAUGAAACUACUAUAUGUGAAUUUGAUAGAUUUAGACCAAUAACUGAUCCUAGAAGACCAGUUGGAUGUUAUAAUUUAAUUCCUGUAGUUCAAUGGUUAGAAAGAAGUAUAUUUUCAAUUUUUAUUGUAUUUUUAAUAUCUUUUGUACCAUUAGGAGUUCAAGAAUUAACUGAACGAGGGAUUUAUAAAGCAUUUACUCGAUUAAGUAAACAUUUUGCAUCAUUUUCUCCAUUAUUUGAAGUAUUUGUUUGUCGAAUUUAUGCUAAAUCUUUAGUAAGUGAUAUUGCAAUUGGUGGAGCUCGAUAUAUUGGUACUGGUAGAGGAUUUGCCACUAUAAGAGUUUCAUUUUCUACAUUAUAUUCACGAUUUGCUUCUGAAAGUUUAUAUUUUGGAGCUAUAUGUUGUUUACUUAUUUUAUAUUGUUCAAUUUCAAUGUGGAAAUUAUCUUUAUUAUAUUUUUGGGUUACAGUAAUUGCAUUAUUAAUAUGUCCAUUUCUUUAUAAUCCUAAUCAAUAUCUGUGGACAGAAUUUUUUAUUGAUUAUAAAGAUUAUUUACUGUGGUUAAGUCGAGGUAAUCGAAAAUUUAAUGUAUCAUCAUGGAUAAGUUUUACAAGACUUGGUAGAAGUAGAAUUGUGGGAGUUAAAACAAAAAAAUUUCAUAUAACUGAAGAUUUUAAAGUUUUAAAUGAUAUUCGACCUUCAAGAUUUAAUCUUAUAAUUUCUCAAUCAAUUUUACAAGCUGGUGCAAUAAGUUUAAUAGCAUUUGCUUAUUUAUUUGCUAAUGCUCAAAAUGAUACUAAAGGUACUUUACCAGUAAAUAGUAUAAAACGUAUAUUAUUUAUUACUAUAAGUCCUUUAUUAAUUGAUAGUAUUAUAUUAAUAAUUUUCUUUAUAAUUUCCUUAGUGAUUGGUCCAUUAAUUUCAUUAAUAUUUAAAUCAUUUCCAAGUUGGAUAGCUAUAAUAGUUCAUUCAUUAGUAUUUAUUAAUCAUAUAUUCUUUUUUGAAUUACUUUGGUUAUUUCAAAAUUGGGAUUUUUCUAGAACUAUUUUAGGAUUUACAUUAUCAAUAAUGAUUCAAAAAUGGUUAUUAUUUAUUAUAACUGCCACAUUAAUUUCUAAAGAAUUUCGUCAUGAUAAAUCAAAUAAAUCAUGGUGGUCAGGGAAAUGGGUAACUGCAGGACUUGGUUGGUAUAUUUUUACUCAACCAUUACGAGAAUUUAUAUGUAAAAUAAGUGAAAUGAGUUAUUUUGUUGGAGAUGUUGUUGUAGGACAUUUAAUAUUAUUUAGUCAAAUUCCUAUAUUAUUAAUUCCUUAUUCAGAUAAAUGGCAUUCACUUAUGUUAUUUUGGUUAAAACCUGGUAAACAAAUUCGUCCUCGAGUUUUAUCUCGUAGACUUAAACGGAAAAGAAGAUUUAUUGCCAAUUCUUAUAUAUUAAUAUUUAUAUUAUCAAUUUUAAUUGGUUCAAGUAUAUUUUUAUUACCAUAUAUUAUUACUAAAAUAUUUGAUAUUGAUUUAGAACAAUAUUUACCAGCAGAAUUAGCUGAUUUAGUUCAACCUUAUCGAAUUAUUAAUACUCGAAAGGGAUUACAUCGAGGAUUAAUUAAGACUUAUUAA
Scheffersomyces amazonensis is the source of this 4896-nucleotide messenger RNA. It is a transcript of the gene GSL2, whose product is annotated as Gsl2p. Gene Ontology annotation, cellular component: 1,3-beta-D-glucan synthase complex; plasma membrane. Gene Ontology annotation, biological process: fungal-type cell wall polysaccharide biosynthetic process; (1->3)-beta-D-glucan biosynthetic process. Gene Ontology annotation, molecular function: 1,3-beta-D-glucan synthase activity. The transcript has a single exon. The record is from RefSeq and is a predicted model, not a curated record. Lineage: Eukaryota; Fungi; Ascomycota; Pichiomycetes; Serinales; Debaryomycetaceae. The coding region runs from base 1 to 4896 and encodes 1631 amino acids.